GUGCAGUGCAGGGUAUCCUUUUGCAAUCUCUUCCCCGCCUCUCUCGUAGUCGCAAUUUGUCGAAGGCUAGAGUAAUUCGACGGGAUCAACAGGCAGCGAAUUGCGAAAAAAAUCCAAAUUAAGGAGAGGGCGAAGAAACUUAGGGAGCCAAGUUUAACUUGUUUUUGAGUUCGACGAUUAUGGGAUUAUUGCAAGUGGAUUGGAGGCGGACGUCGUACUCCGUAGUCCCAUAGUGGUUCGUUGAAAUCGAAGGCAAACAAGUGGAGACGAGAACGACGAGGGAGAAGUAGGAGAUGAAGGGUGGGGGUGGGGGUGGGGGUUCGUCUUUCACACUUCCGUCGAAGAGGCGAUGGAAAGGGCUAGUGAUUGCGGUGCUGGGUCUCGUUUUCCUUUCCAUGCUUGUGCCCCUCUUCUUCUUGCUUGGCCUCUACAAUGGUUUUCACUCCACUUCCGGAUAUUCAACCGAACACCGAAGCACAGCUGCACAUAGUAUCAGAGUUUAUGAUCAACCAGAAGGCAGUUACACCAAGAAUCAAUCAGAGGGGGACCGAUCAACACAUGUAGAUAAUCUUAUAAAGAGAUUGGGACCAACUCUUCCAAAGGUUCUUUGCAUAUUGCUUUGAUGGUUAAGGCUCAGCUUCUUGUACUGGUUGCUCAUUGAGAGUAAUGUUACAUUUCAUGUGGCUGGUGUUUUAUAUUUUAUUAAAUUUUGUCGUUGUAAGAAAAGAAGCAGCAAUUCCUCGGUCACCAAAUUUUUUAAAUUGAAAACAUCAUAGGCGAAGACCAAACCUUAGUGGCCGUGUUAUAUUCUUAGAAACUUGUAAGACUCUAGGCAACCGAAGACUUGCCUGUUGACUAAAAAAUUAAGAUGGUAGCCCAUUUUACAGUCCGUAGACAACUUACUAGGACACCUUUGCAUCAAUUUUGAGAUAGUAAGCCUAAAUCUGGCAAUAAUAGCUAACUAAAAGCAUUCUAAAGACUGUAAACUAAUUUUGAAAUCUCAAUUGUCUUCUUUGAUUUGCGUGAAAUUAAUCCAAAUUGCAAUUGUUUUUCCUUAAAUGAUCUAGUAGUCUACAGUUUGCACAAGAGAAUCUUUUCCAAUUGCUUGGGCAGUUGGUGCAUUUACUGUGAUAUUGAUGUCCUUGGCAAGUGUUUGACGAAUUUGUGAUAUAUUCAUUCUACUUAUCGAGUUGAGUAGCAUUAUCAUCCAUAUUGUAGUUGUUAUACUUUGAUGCUUUUCAAGAAACUGUUUUUGAUAUUCAAGAACUAGGAAAUGCUAGUGGUUGAGUUCAAAGGAUAACUGAGAAGAUAUUGAAUAUUUUAAAUUCGUUCUCUUGCUCCAAGUCAUGCAACCAGUACUUCCCUUAAUUUGAUUUUGGACUUCCUGAUAUUUAUAUAAUAUAGGGAGCUGUAAUCUCUAUUGAGGAAAUUCAAAUUUAAAAACCUUGAAUCAUCUAUCCCAGGAUAUUUUGUCUCAUGUAGAAAUUCUUGGUUGUCAUCAGCUAUUUUCCAUUAGGGUCUUGCUUCUUUAUCGAAUGCAAUAUUUGGGUGGGAUUUUUAU
Molecule: messenger RNA, 1561 nt
Organism: Ilex paraguariensis (yerba mate)
Lineage: Eukaryota; Viridiplantae; Streptophyta; Magnoliopsida; Aquifoliales; Aquifoliaceae
Source: the annotation of a GenBank genome assembly